UAAAACCAACAUGGCAGCCUCCAUGAAAAUCACAUUUUGCCCAAAAUCUGGGGAUAAAAAGGAGUUUUCUUACCCUGCUGGAGUUGAUAACAACCCCGAUUUGAAGACUAUGAUAUCCUCUCUACGUAAACUACAAGAAAAUGCAAAUAAACUGCUGACAGAGAUAGUAGAAAAGGAAAGAAAUGGACAAAACCUUGGAAAUCGGAAUACUGUCGUGACGAUGCCAGAUAUGGAUGAGGAAAUGGAAGAUGAGGAUGAAAGUGAUGAAGAUGAACCCAUCCAAGAACCAAACCCAAAGAAAGCCAAAACAUGAAAUUCACAACAAAGAUUUUGCCAGUGUUCCAAGAACUCUAUUGACACUACUCUCGUGAAGAUAUUGUCUGGUUGAAAAGGAAAUGUGGCAAUGGAAACACGAUUCACUCGGCCAAAGACACUCACUGAAACUAACAAUUCUAAUCAUGUGAUGUGACAAGUUUCUUAAGAUUCCCAAGCUGAUUCCUUGAUUGGGUUGCAGAUAUGCUAUCUGACAACAUCACAGACUCCGAAGACUGCUUGGAUGUGAUGUACCUCUGUUGAUACCGUCUGGACCUAUCACAAAUGUAAAUGGAGAACGCCAAGACAUUUUCUCUUUCGUAACAAAAUUCUUUCGAGUGGAUGUCAAGACAAAAGCGCCUAGUAUUGUAAUUCAAUACAUCACGGUAGUUUAAGACAUUGUAAAUGUUUGCAGAUUACCGGUUUAUAUUUGAUUAAAUAACGUUCUGGAAAUAUUCA
Molecule: messenger RNA, 771 nt
Organism: Lineus longissimus
Lineage: Eukaryota; Metazoa; Nemertea; Pilidiophora; Heteronemertea; Lineidae
Exons: 2
Coding region: 11-313 (100 amino acids)
Source: RefSeq, a predicted model, not a curated record